Messenger RNA from Diorhabda carinulata, 426 nucleotides. RefSeq lists its product as uncharacterized. Lineage: Eukaryota; Metazoa; Arthropoda; Insecta; Coleoptera; Chrysomelidae. The transcript has 2 exons. The record is from RefSeq and is a predicted model, not a curated record. Bases 60 to 365 code for a protein of 101 amino acids.
UAACCGUCAUCUAAACUGUCAUUUAUAUGAUUUGAUAUAUAAAAAUUCAAAGAUAAACAAUGUCCUUAUCACCUUGGUUAAAAUCGCCUUUUACUGAUUUAACAGGAUCUCUUGUUAAUCAUCAAUGGUAUGGAGAAUGUGCCAAUCUCGAAUUAAAAGUUUUGGAUUGUUUGGAAGCUUACGGUCUGGAUAGAGGUUUAAAGAAAUGCGAUUUACUUAUUGAAGAUUUUAGAGAAUGCUCCUUGAGAACCAAGCAAUUUAAGCGGAUGAAAGCUAUGAGGUACGAACGGCAUCGACAAUAUUUUAAUGGCGAAAGAACCAAAGAAAAAAAAUAUGCCAAAGCACCCACUUACGAUAGUUAUUGAACAUUUUAUUACUUAAGCCAUCAUUUCUAUAUAUAAUUUAAAUAAAUAGUCUAAAUAUGUA